This is a messenger RNA of Thermothelomyces thermophilus ATCC 42464, 639 nucleotides long. RefSeq lists its product as uncharacterized. The transcript is spliced from 4 exons. Lineage: Eukaryota; Fungi; Ascomycota; Sordariomycetes; Sordariales; Chaetomiaceae. The record is from RefSeq and is a predicted model, not a curated record. Bases 1 to 639 code for a protein of 212 amino acids.
AUGAUGAGUACGGUACUCAGCAAUAUUCCCUUGAAGAACUCGCUUGUGUGGUCCUCGCCAGAAAAGGGCUCGCGAGCCUGCGAUGACAACACCGCUUGCCAAAGCAUCCUCCACGAACAAGACAAUUUCCCACUCCCUUCCCUCAGCGCGGAUUCCGAGACCAGGACAUUAAUGGCCAAGGAGGGAACUUACAACUGUUUGCAUCUUGCCGCGCCAAGGUGGUAUUAUGAUCCGAGGUUGUAUCAAAUACGGUACUGGAACGAGAGCACGUCGAGGCGGGAAGAAUCGAGCGAGCUAAACAGGCCGACCCCGAGCGUCUGGAGACCGCAUCCCCCCCCCCCCGAGCAGGACGUACAGAGGGGGGAGCCGGAGGCGCGUCAGCAGCAAGCUCGCCACGACGGUGGCGAAGGGGGAGCAGAGCAGGGGCGGCAGCAACCGGAUGCCGGCGUCGACGGCGCCCGUGCCGUUGACCACCUGGAAACGCUGCGGGAUGGUGAUGAUUGCGGCCAUGAAGGGGAAGCCCGUAACACAUCGCACCGAGUCAGCGAGACCUCUUUUCUGUUUAUCGUCCCGAAAGACAACCACGAACGAACUAGCGUCAGGGACUUGACUCACCCGGCUUCAUGUCGGAGAGAAUAG